Cottoperca gobio is the source of this 1996-nucleotide messenger RNA. It is a transcript of the gene pigw, whose product is annotated as phosphatidylinositol glycan anchor biosynthesis, class W. Gene Ontology annotation, molecular function: glucosaminyl-phosphatidylinositol O-acyltransferase activity. The record is from RefSeq and is a predicted model, not a curated record. Gene Ontology annotation, cellular component: endoplasmic reticulum; membrane. NCBI's taxonomy places the organism in Eukaryota, Metazoa, Chordata, Actinopteri, Perciformes, Bovichtidae. Bases 149 to 1633 code for a protein of 494 amino acids. The transcript has 2 exons. Gene Ontology annotation, biological process: GPI anchor biosynthetic process; protein localization to plasma membrane.
GGAAGCACAGGAGCUCUCCGUUUGUUACUGUACUGCAGGCAUCCUGGUGGGUUAGGUUCGGGACUUAAAGCAACUGCAGAUAGGUAUGCUGUGAGACAGGUAUUUUGUGAAGCUAUAUUUCCGACGCCUAACAGACAAAUCCGUGGCCAUGUCUCAGAGGGACCUGAAGGAAGCGUUUAUCAGUAACCUCAAUGGGACCAGUCUGCAGGAGGUGGCACUGGGCUCUUUUCUCACACCUCUAUGUCUCAUCAACAGAGGACUGAUUUUGACCCUUUACUAUCAGGCCAAAAAGACUCUUCCGCUGCCACUUCCACUGAUUUCUCACCUGCUUCUAGAUUUCUGUCUGCUUAUCCUUCCCCUCGUCCUGUCGUGCACCGUGCUGAGCAGCGUUCUUCACCAGGUCAUCUUAAGCCUAACCUUUGUUUCGGCAUGUGUGCUUUGCUACAUCUACCGUGUCAGUUAUCGUUCUGCUCGGCCCCCACAGAACACAGUCAGCACCUUCCUUCAGAGUCACGUUAAAUUCAACCAAAUUCCCUUUGUGACCAUCUUUCGAGUGUUUGUGAAUGUGAAAACAGCCAUAAGCAUACUUGCCGUAGACUUCAGUGUCUUCCCAAGGCGAUAUGCUAAAGCUGAAACCUAUGGGACAGGGGUUAUGGACUUUGGUGUUGGAGCAUAUGUCUUUGCAAAUGCCCUCGUCUGUCCAGAGGCACGGGGGAAGAACAUCUCGGGAUCCAAGAUGAAUCACAUCGCUAAGCAGCUCCUGUCUGUGUGGCCCCUGGUUGUUCUCGGCAUGGGAAGACUAUUGAGCCUCAAAAUGUCUGGCUACCAAGAGCAUGUGACUGAAUAUGGCGUCCACUGGAACUUUUUCUUCACACUAGCUAUUGUCAGAGUUGUGGCUUCUGUGCUUUUGGCUGUUUUACCAGCCAAUAAAUCAUGGCUCAUUGCUCUUCUGAUCAGUGGAUUUUAUCAGUUUACUCUGGAGACAUCAGGGCUGAAGGCUUUCAUUAUCCACAACAAUGACAGAGAAAAGGACUAUCUACAUGCUAACAAGGAGGGCAUAUUCUCUGUAGUGGGCUAUGUAGCUAUCUACAUGGCAGGAGUUCAGGUUGGACUCUAUGUGAUGCAACCCAGAUCCAACGUUAGACAAUGGCUCCAAACCCUUUUUAACCUCCUCUUGGGAAGUGUUGUCCUGUACACUGCUCUGUACGCAUGUCAGACACUUGUGGAGCCAGUCUCUCGUCGCUUAGCUAAUUUACCUUUUUUCCUCUGGAGUGUUGCUCAGUCUUUGUUCUUUAUGUUCUGUCUUGGUACAGCUGAUAUGGUUUUACUGUUUUCCAAAAGAACAUCAGGCUGUCACUUAGUGCCCUCAUCGUGGAAUUUGUAUAAAAAACAAUCAGACUCUGACAAAAAGACGGGUGAGAUAGAAAGACACUGUCUUGUUCAAGCCGUCAGCAGGAAUCAGUUGUUAUUUUUCUUGCUUGCAAAUGUCAUGACAGGAUUGACCAACUCAAUAGUGGACACACUCGGUUGCAGCAGCACAUUUUCAGUGUGCGUUUUGCUGUCGUACAUGUUCGUGAAUUGCUUUGUAAUAAAUGUUUUACAUUUCUGGGGAAUUACACUAAAAUUCUGGUAAAAUUGUAUUCCUUAAACAAUGUUCUUUUGUGUGUAUUUUUGAAGUUUUUUUUAUGGGGCUGGUGUGACAUUGAAAUUCAGGACAAUUAGAAAAAACACUGGGAAGAUGAAAUGUUAUAAGAAUAUAUUAUCUGUAAUGUUGAACAUACUAUUGUACAUAUGUUUGUGUAAGCAAAUAAAUGCAUGUCUUAAUAAAAUGCUUUCUCCAAAUAAGUUUUACAAUAUAAUAUGAAACCAAACACGAGUGUUUUUAAAUUAUUUGUCUUUCUCUAUGUUUAAAACAGAUGAGUAAUUGCUGCUAAAUCAUGCAUUCUGCUUAUUUGUGAUUGGCCUAUUACAAAACAUAUCAGUUUAGUUAGUAGAA